GAUAUCCGCAUUGGGCCUACUGGCGAGGUAUGGGUACAUCGGGAAUGUGUGCUUUGGGCACCUGGCACUUAUCUGCGCGGCGACGGCGUAAUCGGUGGACUUGGCGAAGCGGUACAGAUGGCCUUAUUCGUGGUACUUUCCUUUGAUAACCUUUCUCUUCGGCACUUGCAAAAACUAAGUGUACGAUAA
Protopolystoma xenopodis is the source of this 189-nucleotide messenger RNA. NCBI's taxonomy places the organism in Eukaryota, Metazoa, Platyhelminthes, Monogenea, Polystomatidea, Polystomatidae. The record is from the annotation of a GenBank genome assembly.